This is a messenger RNA of Penicillium chermesinum, 816 nucleotides long. RefSeq names its product BTB/POZ domain-containing protein. Gene Ontology annotation, molecular function: protein binding. Bases 1 to 816 code for a protein of 271 amino acids. The transcript is spliced from 3 exons. Lineage: Eukaryota; Fungi; Ascomycota; Eurotiomycetes; Eurotiales; Aspergillaceae. The record is from RefSeq and is a predicted model, not a curated record.
AUGACGUCGAUCGAUCCGAAUAUCGCCAUGUUCAAGCGCUCCUUUUCUUCGAAAAGCCGGGCGGGCAAGACCGUCAAGGCGAGUAAGAAGAGAUACGACGACCAGGCGAAAGAGAAGAUGCAGCAGAGCGCUGAUAAUGUGGACAACCCGUUGACGGGAAGUGCACUUACCAGUCCCAUCACCACAAUGGUCGUGGGUCAGGACCAGCGCCUGUUCGCAGCCCAUGAAGAUGUCUUGUCCAUCUCACCCCACUUUCGCGCCGCUCUGAAGGAGAUGUCUCUGGAAGGCGGCGCCAAGCAGCUAGCUUUGCCCGACGAAGAGCCUGAGAUAUUGUCGUGUAUCCUGGAGUUCCUGUACAAGGGGGACUAUUACCCACGCCUGCUCCGUGGCAGACGUCGGGACUCUUGGUACCUCGAGGGCUCCCAGGAUGACCACAAAGCCGGUGGCUAUGAAUCGAGCGAGCCGACAAUCUUCCACUCUGGCGUGGGGGCUGUCGUGCUUCGGGACACGGUGGUGUACUGUGCAGCCGAGAAGUACGGCCUGGAAGAUCUGAAGCGCAUUGCUUUACGCAAGCAAGGCCUUCAGGUCGGAAUUGCCGCGGAUGUGAUCUUGCGAUCUGCUCGGUAUGCGUAUGACAACACGCCGGACUCCGACUCUCGCCUGCGCGCUCAUUACCUGGCUCUCAUUAUCCGCAGUCGCAAGACCUUCAAGAGAAGUGGAACCAUGCAGAUGGAGAUGGAGAAUGGUGGCAAGUUAUUCUUUGAUCUGUUUGUGGCAAUGUGCAAUCACAUGGAUGACCUUGCGGAGAUCCGGUAG